Ostertagia ostertagi is the source of this 432-nucleotide messenger RNA. Lineage: Eukaryota; Metazoa; Nematoda; Chromadorea; Rhabditida; Trichostrongylidae. The record is from the annotation of a GenBank genome assembly.
AUGACGGUCUGCCAGAAGCAUUCUGCGUUUAUUCUUGCAAUAGCCCCAGUAGCCUCUGACCAUGAGCGGCUCGGCUCAUUCGACGCAUCAGCACUCCCUGGAGAAUACCAGGGCUGCGACAUCGACGAUAUAUCCAUUUGUGAACGGAUGGUUAACAUUGAAGUGCUUUCAUUGAGCGUUAACCGCGUCGAAACGCUGCAGCCUCUACGCAACUGUACCCGAUUAGUGGAAUUAUAUUUAAGGAAGAACAAUAUCGAAAGCCUGACCGAGCUCGAGUAUUUGAAGGACCUACGCAAUCUUCGAGUGUUGUGGAUCGACGAAAACCCGUGCACCCGAUCGGGCGACUAUCGCCACCGCGUGCUGCGAAUACUCCCUCAGCUGACGAAACUCGACGACAAGCGUGAGUUCCUCGUCUUAUCAUUAUGUGAAUAG